AUGCCCAAUUUUUCAAUCAACACCUCAAAUUCGUACUCAUUUCUCGAAGAAAUUGCUGAAGAUUCUAUAAAUAUUGAUCAACAGAUCAAAAAUCGUAUAAAUGGUUCUCUGGAUGAGAAUGUGAAUAAAAAGGAGAAUAAAAAGGAGAAUAAAAACGAGAAGAAAUCCAAAAAUGAGAAGAAGAAAGCGAGUGGAAUUGUUAACGGUCUUUUCAAAAAUCUUCCUCAUCCCUUCGAUUUCUCUAAAUUUUUCAACGCCGAGCUAUUGACGGUUGAAUGGCCUGAAGUCUCUAACAAUUGUCUUUCUCUUCACUUGACGCCGAAUCGUUCUGAUUUAGAGUUAACAAUAGAUAAAUGGGAACUACCGGGAGUGAUUUUUCGAGUGGAACAACAAAUGAAUGAAGAACAAAAGGGUGCUCUUCUUGAGAUCGAUUACAGUUCAGAGGAAUCGAGAAAGAAUCUACGGAAAGUGCAAAGAAUUCCGAUCAAUUCUUUGCAUUAUGCAUGUAUUCGAUUUGAUUGGAACGAUGAAAAAAACGAAUGCAUUCCAUCAUUUUUCUUUCAUCGACUACUCCAAGGAAGGGAUCAAUUGAAUGAAAGAAUGCAAGAACCAAUUGAAACUAAUGGAACUCUAGAUUUUGUGCAAGGAGUUCCUUUAUUCGAUCAAGAAUUAGCGGACAUUCGAUUCUUCAAUGACAGCUCAACAAUUUUGGAUUUCUCAAUUCCUUGGUGUGAUCCGAUCAAUAAAGGAAUACAUUAUAUUUACCCAGGAUGGAAAGAAUCGAGAAGUAGUCCGUCUAAGUACGCUUUCUCCAUUGCACCUAAACAAUGGGCUCGUCUAAAGAUCACCUUCCAGUUGCCAAGAACAAAAGAAUGUUUGCGAGAAAUGGCUGAAAACAAUGAAUAUGUCUGGAUUGUUAUUUAUUUAAAAGGAGAAGGAUAUUACAAAAAGAUCGAAAGACGCUUCAAUUUCACACUUCAUUGGAAUGCAGAGAAC
This is a messenger RNA of Mesorhabditis belari, 996 nucleotides long. The record is from the annotation of a GenBank genome assembly. NCBI's taxonomy places the organism in Eukaryota, Metazoa, Nematoda, Chromadorea, Rhabditida, Rhabditidae.